ACGGCGCGUUUCGGCGGAUGGUCCGGCUGUCAGGUCUGGCAAUUAGUGAGUUCGAGUGCGCGAUGUACAGUGACGAGUGUCGCGAGUUGCAGGAGCGGCUUCAUGCCCAUUUGAGCGCCAAUGGCUGCCCCCUCCUACCAGGCACCUGGACUUUGGGAGCCUCGCCGCUGGCGGGUCGAGGGGUGUUCGCGGGGAGGGCGUUUCGGGCCCACGAGGCGGUGCUGUGCGACGCCCCCCUGGUGGUGGGGCCCCGCACCUACGAGCGCUGCCCGGUCGUCUGCGUGGAGUGCGGGCGGUGGGGCCCCUCGGGGGCCUGCCCCAAGGGCUGCCUCCUGCCGCUGUGCUCCGGGUGCGCGGCCGCCCCCUCCCCCGCCCGCCACCGCGGCGAGUGCGAGUACAUCCGCCAACUGGGGCCCCGGGGAGCCGCCAACGAGCGGUACUCCCGGCUCCUGUACAAAGCGGUGACGCCCAUCAGGUGUCUUGCCCUCCGAGCAGAGCAGCGGGAACUCGUCAGAAGACUUCAGAGCAACGAUGAGCCCAGGCACUCGUUCGAGGUGGAUAUUCUGAAGAAGUCCGUCGAGAAGCAAAUUGAGCCCGAAGAUGAGGCAUUCAUGCGACUUUGCUGUCAAGUGAUGGACGUCAACGCUUUCGAGACAGUUGCACUCCAUGAGGACAGCCGCAAGGGUGCAAACUACGAAUCCAGUUUGCGAGGUCUCUACCCCCUGGCCGCCAUUAUGAACCAUUCCUGCUCCCCAAACAUUAGGAUAGGAUUUGACGAUAGACAAAGAAUGGUAGCAAGGGCAACUAGGUCGAUUGAGUGUGGAGAGGAAAUCACGACUUCUUAUUCUCUCUUGCUUUGGGGAACGUCCACUCGGCGAUCACAUCUACUAGACACAAAGCAUUUUCUGUGUUCAUGCUUCCGCUGCCUUGAUCCGACUGAGCUGGGGACCUUUUUGUUCAUGAUGGACUGCCCGAGCCGUGGUUGCGGUGGACAGCUCUCGCCUACAGAUCCGCUGUCCCUAAGUUGCGCCUGGACUUGCGGACGAUGCAACCGGGUGGUCACGGAGCAACAGAUCUCCAUCCUCCGCAACAUCGCCGCCGGACCUACUCCUGACCCUGAUCUCGAGGACCUGUCGGCGCUCAAGACCUCGCUGGAAGGGCGCCUCGGACAGGUGGCCGUAAGUCUUAAGCUUAGCGUAAUUGGGAGUUUAGGCCAUAAACCGAAGUACACUUGGACAGAACUUGACGAGAAAGCUCUAUCGUUCAAGAAGCAGCUUUGCGAGGAAGUUCUUCAGCUAUUACAAUCUUUGCAGCUGGGAGUUUGUCGACUGAGAGGGUUUAUUCUACAAGAGUUAUUUCAUGUUCUGAAUGAAUUGAGGAAACGGAAGAAGUGUAGUAAAAACAAAAGCUCCAUUGCUGAAAUUAAGCAUUUAGCUAAACUUGCGGCGUCAUCUUUGAAAGAAGCUUUGCAGAUAAUCAAAACGGAAAACUUGGACACGUUAUGAUGAAAGAAUGUCAAUAUUUUAUCCGUAGUUCCAACUUUUACGAUAAACUUUCGGUUUUACUUUUACGUUAGUAUUAAAUACUGUUUUUUCUUUA
Molecule: messenger RNA, 1599 nt
Organism: Bemisia tabaci
Lineage: Eukaryota; Metazoa; Arthropoda; Insecta; Hemiptera; Aleyrodidae
Product: SET domain-containing protein SmydA-8
Molecular function (GO): protein binding
Source: RefSeq, a predicted model, not a curated record